AAUGAGAAAAGCAAACACCUGGACACCAAAACAGCAAGGCUUUGGUUUCUGCUUCUGCUUCAGCUUCAGUUUCAAGUACAUAAUCUCCUUCUAAUGUCCCUCUGAGAAAUCCCUAAGUCAAUUCCACCCAAAAUGUCUUGGUUCUUCAACUCUCUACAAUACGACGAUCCAGACUCUUCUCCUUUUCCAUCAUCACCAGCGCCCCAACGCCACGCACACGAUAGCCCCACGAUUCGCGGCGGGGGAGUUAAAGAGGAUUUUUCUGUUAUCGGCGAGUCUUUCGCCCGCCAAUUGCGUGGCGUUGCCAACUUUCUCGCUCCGCCUCCAUCACCGCCGUCCUCUUCACCCUCCCUAGAUAAGCCACCGCCUUCUUCUUCUUCUUCUUCUUCUUCGUCACAGUCGCAGGCUCUACUUGGGAUCCGGAAUGAUCUUGCUGAAAUAGGAGGUACCUUGAGGAGUGGUCUUUCUCUUCUCUCUAGUAAUAAAGCGGUUAGUGAGAUCUCUAAGUUUACCUCCAGCUUUUUGCAAUUUCAAAGUGGCAAUAAUGACGAAGAAGAUGAAGAUGAUUAUGUGCCGGGAAUUACAGAUGAGGUUAUUGGUUUUGUUCAGGAGAUAUCGUUGAGACCUGAAUGCUGGACUGAUUUUCCGUUGUCACUAGAAAAUGAUUUCAAAAUGUCUGAUGCUCAGAGAGAACAUGCUUCAACUGCUGAGCAUAUGGUUCCUAGUCUGACAGCUCUUAGAGCUAACCUUCAUAGUUGUAUGGAGGAUGAACGAUUUUGGAUGAUAUAUUUUAUAUUGUUACUUCCAAGACUGAAUGAACAUGACUCUGAGAUUCUAUCAACUCCCCAGAUAGUUGAAACAAGAAGUGUACUUCUGCAGAACCUGCAAAACAAGAGAAAUGUGGAAGUGGAGAGCUCUGAGAGUUCUGCUACUAUUGAUACAUCUCAAGAGGGCAUCAAAGUCAGUGAGAUGCAAGAGGAGAAUAUCCCAUCUAGGGAAAAGGAGGUCAGUUCCAUUGUAAAUGCAACUGGUAGGUUAGAAAUUGAUGAUGACGAGAAUGCGGAGCACUGGUUGAAAGAGAGAGAGAUUGAUACUGGCACAACCCUGGACAGACAGAAAAAGCCUGAACAUGAAGAGGAUGUGUCCUUUAGUGAUUUGGAGGAUGAUGAUAGUGAUCUUUCUGGUAGAAUAUCUGGAUCUAGGCAAGGACGGCGAAUUAUUAGGGCCCCUUCACCCAGUGAUUGGGUCCAACUGAAUGAAAACUCUGAGACUGGGAGUGGUGCGCAAAAGGCAUGGCAGUCUCUUUCCCGUGAGAAAGAUUCUGAUGGUGAGUCCAAUGAUUGGCUUAAAGUUGAUGAUUUUGAUUAGUGAAAUCAGUGACUGUUUAUUGCUGAUUUAUUGUAAAGUUUUAUCAUUUUUUUUUCAAUGUUUAGUUUCUGUAUUUAUGGAAUUCAACCUGUUACAUAAGCAUGUUUAAACUAAUAA
Hevea brasiliensis (rubber tree) is the source of this 1485-nucleotide messenger RNA. RefSeq lists its product as uncharacterized. The transcript is spliced from 3 exons. Lineage: Eukaryota; Viridiplantae; Streptophyta; Magnoliopsida; Malpighiales; Euphorbiaceae. The coding region runs from base 133 to 1368 and encodes 411 amino acids. The record is from RefSeq and is a predicted model, not a curated record.